Molecule: messenger RNA, 1494 nt
Organism: Menidia menidia (Atlantic silverside)
Lineage: Eukaryota; Metazoa; Chordata; Actinopteri; Atheriniformes; Atherinopsidae
Source: the annotation of a GenBank genome assembly
AUGAAGCCGGCUUUGCACAGAAACUGGUCUAAGCACACAUUCUACAUCAACCGCAGCCUCAGGGGUGCCGACUUCCUUUGUCCAUACGGCAUGUUUCCCCUUCAAAGUUCUGCCUGCGGAGGGAUGAAGAAAAGAGAAAUGGUGUUUGAGGAAGAGGAGAUGAAGCAGCUGUGGAUAAAAUGUCACAAGGCUGGAGUGACAGAGAGGCGGCGACUCAAGAGGGAAAGCAGAAAGUGUGCCCAGUCUCUGCCCCCAUCAGACGACGAACAAGGUCACAGCCGGAGGUAUUACUCUAUUGCAGAGUUUAGUGUCACCAAAGAGAGCAGCAGAAGUGAAACUGAGCACUGGUCUAGCAGAGACAGGAGGCUUGGAAAAAUGCUCGAGGAGAAAGGGAGACGGAAGGAUGAUGACGAGAGUAUAAAAAAGAGGGAGAAAGAAGAAGAGGAGAAGAAACUAAGCGUGGUGGGCUUUGUGACAGCAGCCCUGCGGAGACAAAAGGUGAAGCGCUGCAUAGAUGUUGUCAGCAGAGACUGUCAGAGAGAGGAGGAGCUGAGAGGACGCACAGAAUCACUCUGGGAUGGAAAUGAAAAGAAGACUGUAAGCUUGCUGUCCCGGCCCUCUCUAAGCUGCUAUCAGUGCUUUGUUGAUCUGACAGACAGCAGUCGCUUGUGCUGGGGUUAUGUUUUGACUGAGUACAACAUUAGAAAUGUGGAUGCCUGCUUCAGGAAGCUGGACGACAUAUUCAACACAAACGAUGGUGUGAUCAAGGCAGGCAAAGUGGGUAAAGGCUAUGACCAAAAGCUGAAAGAGAUUUUAGAUGCAGAGAUUCUCCCUCUGGCGAAAGAGUUUGACCAGAAGCUGAAUGAAGACACUGUGUAUGAGCGAAGGUUGCAGACAGCAGCAGACAAUUUCAUCGCAGCUGCCUCCAAACUGCCUAGAGGGUGUUUCCCUCCUUGCGCUUGUAUCUUGUACUCAUCAGGUUUUCAGAGUGCAGGUGCUGAAUAUAACUGCAUUACAUGCCAAUUCGACUCCUGUGAAUUCCCUCUUGAUUGUCCAGUUGAAGAAAUGAAAGUACUGGAGAACAGCAGGAGCAGAAUGUGGUGUGAUGUGCCAUUUGACCUGCCAAAUGAUAUUGAAGUGAUCUGGAGGUUUGCAGAGGAGGUCAAAACCCAGCAAAUGGAGGAGUUUAAAGAAGUAACUGCGGGUGUGGACAGACUCUAUUCCAUUCCUUCUGUAGGUUUGCAGCAUCAGGGCACCUACCAGUGUGAGAUUUACUCCAGCCAUCGCUCCAUUGUCAGGCUGUACUUCUAUAUCACAGUGACCCCCCAGGUUGUGGCAGGCCACACAGAGCUGCAGGAGAUAUUUGACCUGUCUCUGCUCCCAGGAGGGCGGUUACUCCCAACGCCUGGUUCCCCCUACAUCUUUCUUCCCCUCCUCCAAUUCCAUCUCAUCGCCUGUUUAACCACUUCAUUGCUGCUGCUGCUCCUCUGCCUG